AUGUUAUCAGAACUUGAAAUACAAGCAGUUAUUGGAUUUACUGAUAAAAUUACUUAAGGGUUGAUUUUGCAUCCAGAUAAUGAGCAUAUAAUAUAUCCAUUCGGUUCGACUAUUGUUGUAGACCUAUAAUCAGCAUGGCUCAAAUAUUUUUAAGUUGAAAUUUAUAUAAACUUUAAUUAUAUAAAUCUGAUAUUCAUUUUUUUUAGAGGACAUCAUAACUAAAUUUCUGUGUUAACAGUUUCUCGCUCUGGCGAUUAUGUAGCCUCCGGAUAAAGAAUUUAUAUGGGAUUCUAAGCUGAUAUUAUUAUUUGGGAUUUCAAGGAAGAAGCAUGA
This is a messenger RNA of Paramecium tetraurelia, 333 nucleotides long. RefSeq lists its product as uncharacterized. The record is from RefSeq and is a predicted model, not a curated record. Gene Ontology annotation, biological process: cilium assembly. The transcript has 4 exons. NCBI's taxonomy places the organism in Eukaryota, Ciliophora, Oligohymenophorea, Peniculida, Parameciidae. Gene Ontology annotation, molecular function: protein binding.